Messenger RNA from Scophthalmus maximus (turbot), 6908 nucleotides. Its product is annotated as protein sprouty homolog 3. The coding region runs from base 782 to 1702 and encodes 306 amino acids. The transcript is spliced from 2 exons. Gene Ontology annotation, biological process: negative regulation of fibroblast growth factor receptor signaling pathway; animal organ development; multicellular organism development. NCBI's taxonomy places the organism in Eukaryota, Metazoa, Chordata, Actinopteri, Pleuronectiformes, Scophthalmidae. The record is from RefSeq and is a predicted model, not a curated record. Gene Ontology annotation, cellular component: membrane; cytosol.
UCUCUCUCUCUCUCUCUCUCUCUCUCUCUCUCUCUCUCUUUCCUGCAGAUGAGGACUUUUUUUUUCUCUUUCUCCAAAAAAAGAAAACCGCUUUUCACAGGAUCUCUGACUCAUCUGUUGUACAACUGGGACAGGGAGCGCGCGGAGCCCCCCUCGAUGCCGCGGCGUGUUUAAAGAAGAAGGGACUGUUCGGGGUUGUUUUUUUUCUUUUUCUUUUUUUUCCCUUUCUUUCUUUCGCGAGGAGGUGGUGACCUCGGGAGGGAGGACGCGCCGGGACCAGAGCGCUCCUGGAAGAGGAGGAGAAGGGAGGAGGAGGAGGAGGAGGAGGAGGAGGGUGGGUCACGCCGAGGAAGAGCAUCCUCUCCUCAUCCGUCCUUUACACUCACACACCCUUAAGAUCACAUUGCCACGGUAAUCUUUCAUAAAACAAUAAUAAUAACAACAAUAAUCCGUAGUGGGGCAUCGUAGAAAUAUUUUUGCGGAAACAACCUUUUGCAGCACAAACAAAAACAUCAACCCGCAAAAGAGGAUCGAGGCCAAGGCGAAUUCAUCAGAGGGUUCCACAGACAUAUUACAAGUCAUUGUAAGGAUAUUAUAGGAAUACAGCACACACACACACACACACACACACACACGCACACACGCACAGGACAACCCGACAAGCCGCCGCAGCAUGGAUCUCCCACCAGUCAGAGGUUUAUCUGAUGUGCCGUGAGUGUUGGGAGCACCUUGCCCCAGCCCCGGCCCGCAGCCCUGGUGCCACCCGGCCCGGCUCACCAGGAUGGACCCUGCUCGUUCCUUUAGGAUGGAGCUGGACGGGCUGGACCUCCAGCAGGUCCCAGUGCUGUCGCUCGACCAGAUACGUGCCAUCCGGGCCAACAAUGACUAUGUGGAGAGGCCCGUGGCGCUGGAACCGGUGUCCCAGACCGGAUUUUUUUAUGCCCAUGAAGACCGUUACCCUCACGGAAUAUACACCCAUCACCCCCAGCCCGCCUUCCACUCUGCCUUGCCCCGCAGCCAAAGUCAGCAGCAGCACGCUCACCUGUCCCACCUGAGCCGCUCCAGCACCAUAAGCUCUUCCAUGUCUCGAACCAGUGCCACAUCGGACCAGCGGCUACUGGCAGGUUUGACGCCGUCUCACUCGGGGCUAGCUUCAGUGGUCCGCUCUCAACCCAAAGGGGAACUCAAGCCUGACGUUUCGCUGGGUAAAGGCCUGACAGAGGACGAGGCUGAGUUGGGCCUCCAUCUGUUCAUCUGCGAGCGGUGCGGUCGCUGCAAGUGCCAAGAGUGCUGCGCCCCCCGCCGCCUGCCUUCCUGCUGGGCCUGUGGCCAGCGCUGCCUGUGCUCUGCUGAGAGCGCGGUGGAGUACGGCACCUGCUUGUGUUGCGUUAAAGGCCUAUUCUAUCACUGCUCCGCCCAGGACGACGAGGACAACUGCGCCGACCGCCCGUGCUCCUGCGCUCCAGCCCACGCUUGUGCCCGCUGGGGCACAAUGGGGCUGAUGGCGCUCUGCUUGCCCUGCCUCUGCUGCUAUCCCCCCGCCAGGCUGUGCCUUUCCCUGUGCCAGUGUGCCCACGACCGGGCCACGCGCCCCGGCUGCAGGUGCAGCAACACCAACACUGUGUGCCGCAAGAUCUCUGCCUCUAACCCUAACUCUGGCCACCCGUCGCUCCGCAGCAAAGCUCUAGAGAAGCCGUUAUGACAGGCUUGGACGGGAGCCUCAGGAAUACACUUCUCUUCAGCCGUGGCCAAAGCAACACUGUCGCCAAUCAACAGUGCCACAGCUGACAUUGGGACAGCGAUGCCACCGCGACCCGCCUACCUAGAUAUGACAAGCCAACCAACCAACCAAUCAACCAUGAAGUGUUGUUCACCUAAUGUACCUUGAAUUUACUUAUUCUCCAGCUCAGGAGGGACCAAAGCUUAACUGUGCCUGUUCAUGUUGGAGACUUUAUGCCUACAAACAAAAACUCCUCCUGAAGAAAGAAGCUGUCGUGCUUUGCCGGACUGCCCGUCAACCUUAACCAAGGCUUACAGACAGAACAUCACCUCUCUCUGCAUUCCGUAAUCUGGACGUCUGAAUAGACAUUUAUUUAUUGUCGAACUUCUUCCCUCUCCACACUCUGCAAAGGCAACGCACAGAGACCGGUGAUGGACCAAAUCAGGGAGGAGGGGAGUUUGUCGUGACGUGUAUGGUCCAUGCUAACAGAGUUUCUGUCCUCUUGAAAGACAGAAUCAGGAGACACAUUAGAGACUGAGAACUUUAGACCGCAAAGUUCAGAAGACUCCACAAAGGAUGAAGAUGAACAGAUGGGGGGGAAAAAAACAAAACAACAGCGUUGUGUUGCGGUAAAUAUCGGACUGGGACUCAGAGCGAAGCAUCAAGGCAUAGAGUGGGAACAGAGACGCUGUCAACAACAACAGUCUGACACCAAAAAGGGACCAUGCACUGUACAAACUGUGUGAACUUCAACGCUAUUAAGCUCAUUUGUAAAGGUAGAUGGACAGGUUUUCCUCAGCAGCCAAGAGCUGAUUGGGGAUUAUUCAACAGGAGCGAGGGGUGCGUCCAUUGUGACUAGGCAGCGUGUGUGUGUGUGUGUGUGUGAGUCCUCCUCCUGUACAACAAGCUGUGCAUUGUAGAGCCUGUGUCUAUGUUGUUUUGUCAGCAGAAGAAGCCUCCCUUGUCUUAUUUUUAGCAGUGCCGCUUCAGUGGAGCUCUGGGGGUCUGGUUGGGUUUCCUCCUGAAGUCAGUCUGUCGCCAGCCUCUCUCCUCUGACCGACCUCCUCCUCCACUCCGCUUAAAUCACCGGUCCCGCUCUCCUCCCGUCCUCAAAUCAAACGUCGCAAUAUCCCAGACACAUGUCCCCGUCUCGCUCUCAGUUCGGGCCGCCCCGUGUUAGCAUCUCGGCCCGGAGUCACUCAAGGUGCAAAAGCAGCGGCUUUAAUUUCACUCGAUUCACCAACCAAGAUUGGCAACUUGAGUACAUUCGGAAUACGUCGAACGGAACAGGUAGCCCAACGUUUUGGGGGGGGAACUGAGAUUUUGAGUUAAGCCGACUGACUCGAGGCGUAUUGCUCCCACACGCCCACAUAUCCCUUCCCGCCUCGUCCGUUUCUCCUCUUACGCUCGGAGGGCUAAAAGCUUCCAGUUCCUCGUCCGCAGAGAGUUGAUCAAACAGGCAAUUAGCUCCGUGAUAGCCCUUAAUGGGCCGCAGAAGAAUGGAGCGUGGGAGGGAGGGAAGACGAGAGGACAGGAUGAGUGGAAUUGCGGUGUUGGGCAGAUGGACAGCUGAUGGGGAAAAGAGGGAUGCCGGGAAGGGGAAGGAGACAGGAGAGAGGUUGAAUGAAGGGAAGUAAAGAGGGAAGAGAGGGUGUUGAUGUCGCCAUUAGGUCAGAUGGAGACGGAGCAUGUCUGACAAAAUGGGAGGGGGGAGGUUAGUUGAAAUGAAUUUCAUUGCCUCUACUACAUUUAUUCCGCACUUCAGGUAUAAAACGAAUGCAACAACAGUGCAUGGCUUUGCAAGGAAGGAAGGAAGGCUCCAAAGCUGAUAAAACAAACAUCAGGCCGGUGCAUGUGUGUAUGUGUGUGUGUUUGUGUGUGUGUGUGUGUGUGCGUGUGUGUGGGUUUGGAUGCAUGUGGGCUUUUUUGUGUGUGUGCAUGUGUGACAGGAUGCAUCACACAAGCACGGACACACUGACCUGUUAUGUUAAAAGUUACUUUGCUAUAUUUUUAUAUGUAAAUACGGGCUAUUAACUGUACAACUAUUUUUAUUCUGCUUUAUUUUGUCCCUAUGAGAUUGAUAUUAUUAAUAUUAUUAUUAUUAUGGCUUUUCCGUUAUAGUGAACAUUUACUUAUUUACUGUCCACUUGUGACCAAUUCAGAACGUGAACGUUUGGGGCAACUGUGACGGGAAAUUUCGAACAAGGACUUGGGGAAAUGUCGCAGCAUCAACUCUUCACCGUGUCGUUGUGUGGACAGAAGUAGUUCAGUAUUAUUGCUUGGUUUGAAUCCUUUGGUUUGAGACCAAAUGCAUCUUUAGCAUCAAGUACCAAAAGCUAAGCUCCGAAGCGGCUCAGCCGUCGGGUCAGUUGUAUUCUGGAUCAUUCCCUGUUCUUCCUUAUGGCUUAAAAGAACAAAAUUCUGAUUUGUCCAACAAUUCUUCUCAGGAAAUAUCAGUGCAGCCCCGGUCACGACUGCGCGCAGGAGGGUGGAAGCCAGAUUACGACAGGGCCGGAAUUGAUUUGCUGCAUCAAACAGUUUGAUACACGUUAAAAUAAAGCCUGGGAAAAGACAAGGUGUCUGUCGGAUCACCUAACAGCAUCUGAUAAACUCUUUCCGACGUCGGAAUGGAAAGGCUGCGUCCCACGACUUUUUGUAUCUUUCCUUUCCGAAAAUCUGAUCGGCUUUACGCAACAACUAGCCUGGUGCGCAGGAGCUCGAACGUCCCUCAAUUCAAUACCACGGUCGCACUAAUCUGGGGAUAGGGGAGACUGUCCAAAAGUGUGCCAUUAUCCCCAUUUGUGCAUGAAGAGCAUCAACACUACGCAGGUUUGUCACAGGAUGAUUGAGUGAGAUCAGGGGACACAGUGGGAUGUGGGCCAUUUGCGACGGGUACAAACCAAUGACCGUAUACAAAGAUGGUGCGGUAUCGAGGUCCCGCAGGUACACCCAACCUCACCAAUCAUGAGUCAAUCUCAGCCGUCAAUACUCGCAUCUCAACCCAUUUUUACGGCAUAAAAUAAAGUACGACUUUGGAGUUUGGCCCACAUCUGGGCGGGAUUUAUGACCCAUACUGCGGCCCGCCACCAGGGGCGUCUCGGUUUUUGCGUACAUUUCGGGGAGCGGCCAUGCCGUUCAUCUUUACGGACAGUCAUCGUCAUGAACACUUGCCUUCAGCAGUGGUUGGACAGACUGGUAAUAAGGUAUUAUUGCAGACUUGAUGGCUUCAGUAAGUCAUUCGAUUUUGAAUUUUUUUUUUUAACAAAAUGCUCAGAGCCUUCCUCCAGAAGGUGGCGAUGGAUUAAGGCAGAGAGCUAAGAUGUCAAAGGGGAUACUAACAGACCAAAGUUGUACUACACUUAAAUAUAGCAAGCUAAAUGUUCUUUUUAAAUCAAGCGUUACAGCGAAUUCAUUUGCAAGAGAGGUAAGAAAUGUUUUAAUAGUUUUUAUCUGUGCGAUUGCUGUUUUUUUGUUGUUGUUGUUGUUGUUGUUGCCCCAAAUGUUUCUGUGCUCAUCACUGGUUUCACUUUAAGACGGGUUAGUAACUGUGGAGGACACGCUUAACUUAAAUAUGGCUAUUUUUGUCCAUUUGUUUUUUCCAUGUUGCAAGUUUGUCCACUUUUAAGUGUCACCAAUGGCUUUAUGGUUAUUAUUAGAAGAAUAGGCAAUCGGGGGAAAAAAUCAUAAUCUUUGUAAUUGACACCUAUUCAUACAAAUCACCUAUAGGCUGUCCACACUGAUGCUGAUGAGUGUGAAAACGUUUUUUUUUUUCAGUUUUUCAUCCACAGCCGGCGUCUUCGACCAACCAAAAUAGAACAAGUCAAAAAUUGCCAGUCUUGAGAAACUGAGCUUUUUCAAAAGAUGUCUGUCACGGGAGCCAUUUAUGAUAAACCGCUGGCACAUUCUAUCCUGCAUGCGUGCUUUGUGAAUGACAAAACGAUGCUUCAAAAACAGCAGAAAACCAUGGCGGCCAUGUGCAGACCCAACUGAUCGUUAAAAAGAAAGAAGAGAAACAACAACAGAGACAUACUUUGGGGAUUUUGUGGUGUUUGAAGACAACAAACGUGGACAGAAAACUGACAAAAAAGGAAACGUUUUCAUAUUUAACCUCGUUGGUGUGGGCGCGGCCUCUGAUUGGUCCAACACAGGCGCCCACGCCGUCUCCUCUACAUUGAUUGGAUGAAGCAGCAAGACUCAGAUGCCGGUGCUUGUGAGGAAGAUUGACACGAACCCGGACUGCUUAUGAUUCAGAGGAAACUGUUGCACUUUUUCUUUCUUUUUUUUUAAAAACUGGUUCAUCUGUUGUUCAGAGUGACUUUAAAAUAUUUAGUCGCAGCUCAAUCAUAACCACUUCCGAGUGCAAUGUGUUGAAGUACUUCAGGAACACGCAGAGUGAUUCACGCAGUGUUCCAAUGUUUAAUUAACCUUUUCUUCUUCAAAAGUUUCAUUUUUUACUGUAUGUAAUUUGUGUCAAAUGGUUUUUUUUAAUCUAAUGAAGCACAAACAAAUUUGUUUUUACUGAAAUGCAAAUUAUUGUGAUUGCGAGAUUUGUAAUUGUAUUAAUUUUCCAUGGACUUCACCUGACCUUUGCUGACUAAGCUAUCUGGGCGUCCGCGCGUACAAUUAAAACCACUGCGAUACGUAAAUUCUCUGAAUUCGAAGAUUGCCCACACAUUUUUCGAAUGUUUCCAACAUUCCUCGCCGUCGAGACGAAGAGCUCAUACCAGGAACCGGUCCGAUGCUGUAUGUGCGCAGGCUGCCACCGUCACCACCACGCGUCUCCUCUUGUGUCUUAGCAGAGCAUCGCUUUUUGGUCCAAAUUGGCAUCUUGUAUGUUGUGAAAGAAUUUAAGGAGAGUAUAUGGAACAAAUAUGUAUAGAAAAAAAAAUUAUCUAAAAUGAAUAUAUUAUAUACGGAACAAUAUGCAUUUCACCACUUUCUUUCAUUGCUGAUAUUGCUUCAUGGGUAUUUAUUUUAAUGGUUACAACAAUGGGCGGGAACAAUAAUCAUGGAGGGCGAUGUCGAUGCGCGACGUAUUUAUUUUACAGUGGUUUGAAGAGCACCGAUGUUGUUGUUGCUGUUGUUUGUCUUUUUGGUUUCUGUUGAUUUGUUCCUCUCAGUGUGGCGUGGCUGCUGCUGCUACCCUCCUGGCUAAUGAUGAACCAAUAAAAAGGAAUUUCCAAACGGA